Aspergillus alliaceus is the source of this 2030-nucleotide messenger RNA. Its product is annotated as MDR family MFS transporter. The transcript is spliced from 4 exons. The record is from RefSeq and is a predicted model, not a curated record. Gene Ontology annotation, biological process: transmembrane transport. NCBI's taxonomy places the organism in Eukaryota, Fungi, Ascomycota, Eurotiomycetes, Eurotiales, Aspergillaceae. Bases 247 to 1872 code for a protein of 541 amino acids. Gene Ontology annotation, molecular function: transmembrane transporter activity.
CUCAGACCAGCUCUGUUGUUGAGCAGAUUGAAUGUAGGAAAAAUCUCUCCGCUCAGAUUCUUUAUAGAGAGAGUUCCCUGCCCCUUGAAGACUGGGACUCAGAGUUGGCAACUGAAAAUUACUUUUUGAAGUAUUCUGUAUAGGACCAAUUUUUCGUGAUUCUGCAGCUAAUCUGGUCGAUAAGUCUUGUCAAUUUCUUUCGUUGAGCAUAUCGGGUCCACGAUCGAUAUCACCAGAUACUGCACGAUGGAAGACAGCAAAUCCGAUAUCGAAGGACCGAUAGAGAAAGAGGUUGCGACAGCGAGCGAGCCUCAGUACCCUAGUCUCGCCAAAGCCAUCAUUGUCAUUCUUGCCCUCUACCUAGCCGUGUUUCUGGUAGCCCUAGACCAGACAAUCAUUGGCGUAGCGAUCCCUAAGAUCACCAACCAAUUUAAAAGUCUUGAAGAUAUUGCUUGGUAUGGCAGUGCAUACUUCCUGACAUCUACAGCAUUGCAGCCUUCCUACGGCAGAAUAUAUAAGAUCUUCAGCGUCAAAUGGGGCUUCCUGAUCGCCGUUCUGAUCUUCGAAAUUGGAUCACUCAUCUGCGCCGUUGCCCCUAGUAGCACUGUCUUGAUUGUUGGACGAGCUGUGGCAGGUAUCGGGGUGGCCGGUAUAUUCUCUGGAGCCCUGGUAAUCAUAUCAAUGACCGUUCCCCUCCCGAAGAGACCCUUGAUAUUCGGAAUGUUCGGUAUGGUAUGGGGCAUUGCCUCGAUUGCAGGACCGUUGCUUGGAGGAGCAUUUACCGAUGGCGUGUCAUGGAGGUGGUGCUUCUACAUAAACCUUCCGAUCGGCGGUCUUUCAAUUGCCGUUAUUAUUUUGUUCCUGCGAGUUCCCAGCAAGAGCGAAUUCUCAGGCACCCCCAUCUUGCAACGGAUCAAGCAGCUGGACCUUAUUGGCGCAAGCCUCCUCAUUCCGGCAAUUAUUUGCCUUCUACUAGCUCUGCAAUGGGGAGGGAAUAAGUACCCAUGGAGUAACUCGCGCAUCAUUGGGCUAUUCGUCGGCUUCGGCCUCAUGAUCAUCAUCUUCGCCUUCUCGCAGAUCAAACUUGGAGAUCGAGCCACACUCCCACCAGGUAUCCUCAAACGACGUUCUGUUCUGGCCGCAACCAUGUUUGCUCUCUUCUUCGGCGGUGCCUUUUUCCUCCUCGUUUACUACGUCCCGAUCUUCUUCCAGAGCGUGAAAGGAUCUUCCGCCAUGAAAUCGGGCAUCCAGCUUCUACCUCUGAUGUUGGCCACGGUCAUCUCCUCCGUACUGGUUGGGGCUUUCGUAACGAUCGCAGGCUACUAUACCCCCUUCCUCAUCGGCAGUACCGCGAUCGCCGCAAUUGGCACUGGACUCAUCACUCUAUACUCCGUCGAUAUCUCCACCGGAAAAUGGAUCGGCUACCAGAUCCUUGUGGGCGCGGGAGUCGGUGCCGGUUUCCAGAUUCCCAUGACGGCCGUGCAGACUGUUCUCCCAGUUGAGGAUCUUCCCGUCGGUACUGCGGCUGUCAUGUUCUUCCAGACGCUGGGAGGCGCGCUCUUUAUUGCCGUUGGCCAGUCGGUCUUUCAAAAUGGAUUGAUUGAUGGUAUUCGCCAUUAUGCCCCGUCUAUAAACCCGACCGACAUUGUCGGAGCUGGAGCGACGGAAAUGCGAAAUGUCCUCGAGAAGUUGGGGCAGCUGGAUCAGCUUGAUGCGGUUAUUAGGGCUUAUAUGAGUGGGCUUCGUGAUGCAUAUCGAGUCAGUCUGGCGCUUGUUCUUGUCUCGUUCGUGGCGAGCUGCUUCUUGGAGUGGAAGAGUGUGAAGAAGACCGGAGGGGAUAAUAAGAACGAGAUGGUGGUUCCGGCGCUGUGAAGGCGAUAUCUAUCGGUGACUGCUGAAAUGUUGAUUCUGUUCGAGAAAGUGCCUCAAGAGCUUCUCCAGAACUUGUGAAGUCCUGCAACGGUGUUGGAGUGCUUUAUGUUAUACACGGACGCAAAAGGUCAGCUAGACAUAUAUAAUAAUUAAUGUAU